AUGCUGGAACCAGAUCUUUUUAACGUACAUGAAUCCUGGAUCGAGUUCUUCAUCCUGAUCUGGAUGAGGAGGGAGCCUGAGAAAGUGAUGCCUGUAGGGCUUCAGUUUUAUGUCAGGGUCUGUCUGUGUGCCGAAGCAGGGACACACCUAAAGCAUGCAGGAAAGGGGGCCUUGAGGAGCGGGAUUGGGAACCACAGCUCCAAGGAAACAUUAAAAGCUGAAAAAGAACUUCCUCUACAUCGAGAUGAUUCAGUUGAGGUGGCUCGGGCAUUUGUAUCUGAUGCCUCCUGGAAGCCUCCCCCAGGAGGUAUUCCAGGCACAUCCCACUGGGAGGAGACCCAGGACACGGCACAGGACAUGAGGUCUUGCUCUAUGCAUUGUUACCUUGGUUUAGAAGAAUCUUUGGAAAGUCCCAUGGACCGUGAACCUCACCAGACAUCUUACCUUGGCUGGCAGCCUGACCAGAUCAGAGUACCGUUUCAGUUGCGAAAAUUGUCCACCCUCCUCGAAGGAUUACCUCCCAGGCUCCUGUCGGCACCUCACUCUGGAUCUGUACUCAGUCCCGACACGUUCUCUCCCUGGCGGAUACCGACGCCCCAUCAUUCAGUCUGGCUUCCUUGUCACCGGACCGUCGUUCCUGUCUUUAAAUAAAAUAACUAAAACGUU
Girardinichthys multiradiatus is the source of this 666-nucleotide messenger RNA. RefSeq lists its product as uncharacterized. The record is from RefSeq and is a predicted model, not a curated record. The transcript has 5 exons. Bases 1 to 651 code for a protein of 216 amino acids. Lineage: Eukaryota; Metazoa; Chordata; Actinopteri; Cyprinodontiformes; Goodeidae.